AAUACAACCCUUCAGAUAUCAUCUUCAAAGUUUUAACCAUGCUUCCAACUGAGAUUACAGGAAUCCGCUAUCUAGCACAAGAAACCCCGAUUCCAACUCCCGUUAGCUAUGAAAUGAUGCACAGCAACACAAACACAUCAGACCUUUAUUUCAAUAGAUUCUUAACCAGCUUACCCAACUUUCACUUCCCUACUCCUCAAGGCCAUGAGUUUACCCCACAAUACUCCUGCAUAAGCAAUAACUCCAGCACUUCUGAUGAAGCUGAGGAGCAUCAUCUCGGCAUCAUCGAUGAAAGGAAGCAGCGAAGAAUGAUUUCUAACAGAGAAUCUGCACGCAGAUCACGGAUGAGGAAACAAAAGCACCUAGAUGAACUCUGGUCACAGGUGGUAAGGCUUCGAACAGAGAAAUACCAUCUGAUAGAAAGGUUGAAUCAUGUUACUGAGAGCCAUGACGAGCUUCUUCAGGAAAAUACAAGACUCAAGGAAGAAGCUUCUGAUCUUCGCCAAAUGCUCACACACCUGCAAAUUGGCAGUCCUUACCCUACUACGUUAAGAGAUUUGGAAGAGGUUAUUCCUUGCAACACUGCUGAUCUCGGAGCUGAAUCCUCCGACCAAUCCAUCUCUAAUCCCGAAGACUUACUUUAUUAUGAUUAGACACAGGAAUCAGGACUCUUUUUUUUCCAUAAUAACUAGUCUAUCUAUGUUCCUCAUGUCUACUAUGGUUGUUCCAAAACAGAGAAUAACAUCUUUGGACCUUCUUUUAUCUUUGCAAGGUUCAAUUCCUUCCCUUUAUAAUCAAUACUUUUAAGGCAACUGUUCAAUUUA
Molecule: messenger RNA, 824 nt
Organism: Carya illinoinensis
Lineage: Eukaryota; Viridiplantae; Streptophyta; Magnoliopsida; Fagales; Juglandaceae
Product: basic leucine zipper 43-like
Exons: 1
Coding region: 39-653 (204 amino acids)
Biological process (GO): regulation of DNA-templated transcription
Molecular function (GO): DNA-binding transcription factor activity
Source: RefSeq, a predicted model, not a curated record